Messenger RNA from Sinocyclocheilus grahami, 3842 nucleotides. RefSeq names its product terminal uridylyl transferase 7 (gene tut7). The record is from RefSeq and is a predicted model, not a curated record. Bases 52 to 3738 code for a protein of 1228 amino acids. The transcript has 31 exons. NCBI's taxonomy places the organism in Eukaryota, Metazoa, Chordata, Actinopteri, Cypriniformes, Cyprinidae. Gene Ontology annotation, molecular function: nucleic acid binding; RNA uridylyltransferase activity; zinc ion binding.
UGGAAGAUCAAAACAACUGCAUAUCGAAUGAGACGGCGAUUUCAAUAUUAAAUGUCAAGCUUGUCACUUAAAAAAUCGACAAUGGCUGCUAAGGGAAACAGGAAGUUUUCUCCACGAUACAGGAGACCGAAGGAAGCAGAUGAAGCUGAGAGCUGGAGGAGCCCGUUGGGACAGGACAGUGUGAACCAUGAACGCAGUUACAGUCCUAAAACAAAGCGGGGUCACAACAGAAGAGCCAAAGCCUCGCAGUCAUGCAGCUCUCCUGAGGGACGAGCGUUUGGACAAAGUCCUUCUCACAAGGACCGAAUCCAGAAGGGUUCACCUGCUGACCGGAGGAACUGGAGAGAACGACAGCGAGAUGGACAGAAACAUGACAGGCUUGAUCUUGUCUGUCUAUCAGACAGCAUGCAGAGCUGGAGGGAGAAUAGCAGAAUUGUCUCGAUUGAAAGCUGCCUCACUAGACAGGACGUUUUACAGCUGUGCUUGGAAGCAGAAGGCAGUGACUGUGACCCUAAAGAGUCAAGCAUCUGUCUGAAGUUCAAAUGUGAGAAAUGUAAGGUGUACUGUGAAGACAUGUCACCAGCGCUCAAUCACAUCAGAGAAAGAGCCCACAGGAAGAAAGCCAAGGAACUGCAGAAGCUGACGCUGCUGUUGAACAUCCCACCUCCUGGAAAACCCCAGUGUCAUUCAAUCAGCUUGGCUCUGGAAAGUGUGAUCGCUGAGUUCGGUUUAAACGAUCAGGAUUUGAAACAACGGCAAAACGUCCUCACUCUCGUUGAGAAAGUCCUUCAGCCUGUCCUUCCAGGUUGCCAGUUCAGAUUAUAUGGAUCUUCCUGCACCAAGUUUGGCUUCAGAGACUCUGAUGUAAACAUUGAUGUAAAGUUUCCAUCCCAUUUCCAGCAUCCUGAUGUUCUGCUUGUGGCUCAAGAGCAUCUCUCUAAAAGUGCUCUUUUUGUCAGCGUCGAGGGUGACUUCUAUAGGAGGAUGCCUGUAGUUGUGUGCAAAGAGAAAACUAGUGGUCUGAUCUGCAAAGUCAGUGCAGGCAAUGAAAGCGCAUGCUUGACAACAGCAUAUUUGGCUGAGCUGGCGAAUCUAGAACCACAACUUGCUCCGCUGGUCGUAUGCUUUAGAUACUGGGCUAAGGUUUGUUGUGUGGACCAGAUGGAAGAAGGUGGACUUCCAUCCUACUGCUUUGCUCUCAUGGUCAUCAGCUUCCUGCAGCGAUGCAAAGAACCCAUCUUACCUUCAUACCUAGAAUCUGUGGGUUUGCCCAUGAGUAAACUGAAGAGUUUCUCCUUAAUUGGAGUUGAGAAAGGACAUGUGCUUUGGGUCUAUGAUCAAACCUCAAAUGAUUCCUCCCAAGAUAAAGACAAAGCUGUCAAGAAGGGAAAGUGUCCACUGGUUUUCAAAGGCCGUAGCCCUCCUGUACUGCUAGGGAAGCUUUGGGUCGAGUUACUACGAUAUUAUUCACUGGAAUUUCAAAUACCUGAGAAAGUCAUUAGCGUGCGCACAAACAGUGACCUGUUGCGUGAUCUGAAAGACUGGCCCAAAAAGAGGAUUGCAAUAGAAGAUCCUUUCGCCAUCCAGAGGAACGUGGCUCGGACGUUGAAUAGUCAGAUGAUGUUUGACUAUAUGUUGCAUUGCCUCAAAACAACUUACAAGUAUUUUGCUUCUCCUUCAAAAAGCACAGCAGGGAAAGUCAGGUCAAACAGUCAAACUGACAAAUCUGUGAAUGCUGUGAAUCACAUUGAUUCAGUGAAGAGAAGCACAAAAGUGCCAGCUGAGAAUUUGGAAAGAUCUCAUGCGAGAUCCAGUCCGCAUAGUGCAGAAGAGCUGGAGGACUCGGACUGCAUGAUUGAGCUGGAGCAGGACGAGGAGGAAGAAGCUGACUCUGACAUGGAGACUGAGGGUGAAGAUGAAGAUGAUGACAUAGAGCUCAAUGGAUCUGGAUGUGAUCAUUCUGGCGAAGAGAUCUUCCCGUUUGAGCGGGAAAUGAGUGAUGUAGGGUCUGAUGUGGCUGAUCCAGAGGAAGCAGCGUCUAUCCCAGCCAAACCCAAAGCUGAGUUGACCAAAUCUGAAUCUCCUGUAGGAGCUCAGGCAGGCCCUGAAGGAUUUCAGUAUGUCUUCAGCAAGCGCUUUUUCAGUAAUGGCAAGUCCCCUAUUCUGAUAUGCAGCCUUUGUAAGAGUGAUGGACAUUUGAAACAGGACUGUCCCGAGGACUUCAAACGAGUGGAGCUGGAACCCCUUCCACACAUGACUCUAGAUUUCGUCAAACUCCUUAAUGAUGUGUGUGAGCAAUGCUACUGUGACUUUGCGCCAGAUGAUGUGGAGGUGAAUGUCAGAGAACAUAUUUUACAAGAUUUCGAGAAUUUCCUGAGAUGUCAAGUGCCAGGAGCCAAGUUGGUUUUGUUUGGUUCAUCCAAAAAUGGGUUUGGCUUUAAACAGAGUGACUUGGACAUCUGUAUGACUCUAGAAGGCCAGGACACAGCAGAGGGUUUGGACUCCAUGGCUGUUAUAGAGAGUUUGACUAAAGCACUGCGAAAACACCAUGCCCUGAGAAACAUCCUACCUAUUACUUCUGCAAAAGUUCCAAUUGUGAAGUUUUACCACACCAAAACUGGACUAGAGGGAGAUAUAAGCUUGUACAAUACACUGGCUUUGCACAACACUGAGUUACUGGCAUCAUAUGCUGCAAUUGACAUUCGGGUGAAGAUCCUCUGCUACGUCAUGAAAGUGUUCGCAAAAGUGUGUGAUAUUGGAGAUGCGUCACGUGGGAGUCUGUCUUCAUAUGCUUACACUCUAAUGGUGCUGUACUUCCUUCAACAAAGAAGCCCGCCUGUUAUCCCAGUUCUCCAAGAGAUGUAUGUUGGGGAAGAGAAACCAGUUGUCCUUGUUGAUGGCUGGGAUGUACAUUUCUUUAAGGAUUUGAAGAACUUGCAUAAAUACUGGCCGGAGUACAAAAAGAACAAGGAGUCUGUGGGGCAGCUGUGGUUUGGACUGCUGCAGUUUUACACAGAGAUAUUUGACUUCAAGGAGACUGUCAUCUGCAUCCGCAGAAAAGAGCCUCUCACCACCUUCAAGAAGCAAUGGACCUCCAAACAUCUAGCCAUUGAGGAUCCUUUUGAUUUGAGUCAUAAUCUUGGAGCAGGUCUCUCACGAAGAAUGGCGAGUUUCAUCCUGAAGGCCUUCAUCAAUGCCCGCAGCGUUUUUGGCACCCCUGUCAGAGGCUUCCCACCAGAGUAUUCCAAUAAAAUGGAGUAUUUCUUUGACCCAGAGGUGCUGACAGAGGGCAAACUUGCACCCAAUGACCGCUGCUGCCGAAUUUGUGGGAAGAUUGGCCAUUUUAUGAAAGACUGUCCAAUGCGAAGGAGGCAAAGACGUGACAAUGAUGGAUUGUUCAGUGGACGUGAUGUGAACAGACCUGACGGCAGAGUGAUGACGGAUGGCAGCCCUUACACUGACAGACGGCGGCGGCAGAGGGAGGAGAAAUGCUGUUAUCUGUGCGGCUCCAGCGGUCACAUCAAGAAAGACUGCCUGCUGUCCAAAUCCAUAGAAUCCUCCCCAAACACAUACCAAAGAAGCUCUGCGUCAGACAGGGACAGACUAGACAGUCCUCAGCAGGACAGAAAAAAGAAGCGAAAAGCAAAGAGGAUGGUUUUGGGUCCUGAAGCAGGUAGUCUAGCCAGCAGAAAUGCGUCCGUAAAUGCGUCUAUGGAGAAGUGGAGCCCUUUCAACUGAAUCUUCUAAAGUGAGCCGGUUUUGGAUCUACAGCAGCCGGAGCUCAGUAUUAUCAUGAACCCCAGUUUGAACACCUUGAUGAAUGUUCCUUGUAUGGAGGUUGU